Messenger RNA from Siniperca chuatsi (mandarin fish), 761 nucleotides. RefSeq lists its product as uncharacterized. Lineage: Eukaryota; Metazoa; Chordata; Actinopteri; Centrarchiformes; Sinipercidae. The transcript is spliced from 5 exons. The record is from RefSeq and is a predicted model, not a curated record. Bases 93 to 761 code for a protein of 222 amino acids.
UGAAAUCUGGAUCCAAUAUGGCCUCUUGCAGCGCAGAUCAGGAAGGACAUUAUUCAAUCUUCAGGAGGCUCAUAUGGGAGCACGACCUAUGAAUGGUUUUGAUAUACUAUAUGGACCAUAGAAAUGAAAAUAGACAACUGGUGACCAGAGAGCAGAGACAGACCAGCCAGACUAGUUCAUGGUGGCUGUGGACGUUUGAAAUUCAGCUCAUCUGUUCUCCGUCAUCAGAGGCCAAGGGGUGCACGGACGGCAUCCUCGGUGGUUCCAAUUUCCAGCCCAUUCCCCAAUUUUCAACCCCAAUGACAGACAACACACGCUUGAAUGGCUGUUCAGCUAAAGAAGGGAAUUGUGCUGCUGACAGUGGGGUGUUGGCGUCUGUGGAGGGUGAAAGAUGGCAGGCCAUAAUGAACCUUGGUCUGACCUUUGACCUCCUACUCACGACAACGUCACCAGCUGAGGGCUGCCACAGAGGGUCUGCUCGUAUGGUUUGCUCGUGUCACCUCCCUCAGCAUUGCCCACCGGCUUUCCAGGAGGACUUCACCACAGCUCUCACCUGCCUUGUCUCGGACUGCAUUCCUGCCUCAGCCUGCCUGCUCUCCUCAGGCUCGUGGCGGUCUGCUGUCUGCAUCCAGUCCACCGGCUUCCAGCCUUACCUCCACACUCCUGGUUCCUCAUUGCAUGUUCUUCUAAAUAAACGGAACCUGCUACUGCACACUCGCUGUCCUGGUCGUGCUUUUGGGCCCAGCCCCGGUAUACCAUAA